UUAGGCUAGUAUACAGUGGUUGCAAGACAUACAUAACGUGCGUUUGACAAGCUUCCGGGAAAUGAGUAACAGCACCUCCUAUGGGCCAGAUGAGGAUGAGAAGACCAUCGUGACAGAACGCUACUUCCUAGCAGGUGACUUGCUUGCUGGGGUUGGUUACGGGAUGGAAGUGGUCCUUUAUGUGGCAUGCGCGCUCUAUCUGUGCAGUCAAUGGAGGACGAGAGCAUACGCUCGUUAUAUGCUCGCAUUUAUCACCCUCCUCUUCGUUGUGGAAUCCAUCUUCACUGGCGUUCAGACCAGAACAGUUCAGCUGAUGUAUGUUGACAAUCGCAACUACCCGGGUGGGCCUUAUAGCUACUUCAAUGCGACACAACAACUCGCUGUGAAUGUGAUGUUUGAAGCCACUCUGUUCGUCAUGACGUUCCUCUGCGAUUCCUUAGUGCUAUGGAGAUGCUGGGUUAUUUGGGCGGCGACAAGCCGGUUUCAAGCUUUUCUCGCCAUAUUUUUCCCCUCCAUCAUUCUCCUUGCUUCCUUCGUCAUGGGAACUUUUUGGACGCUUCAGUCAAGCAAACCUGGGCUUUCCUUCUACGCAGAAACUCCUCUAGCCUUCGGCACCGCCUACUAUACGCUUAGUCUCGGAGUCAACGUCAUCUUGACGGUUCUCAUUGUUAUUAGACUGUAUAUAUAUCGCCGUCGUAUAGCAGCAGCUCUCAACGCGGACCAUGCACGGCAGUAUGUGACACUGGGGAUGAUUCUCGUGGAGUCAGCAGCGGUGUACUCUGUGUUCGCUCUCUUGUUCUUGAUUACGUAUGCCGUGUCAGACACCACAGCUCAAAUCUGGCUUGGAGUAUCCUCUUCUGUCCAGCAAGUCGCUACCUACGUGAUCAUCUACAGACUAGCAGAUGGUCGGGGAUGGAGACAAGACUCCUUACCGUCCUCUGCAACCUUCACCAGUAUGCAGUUUAACGACGGUGUCCCUAAAAUGGCCAUUACAGACGUCGAACUAGGACAUCUAUCAGAGGCCUCAAAUUUUCAUUUCUCAUCCGGUAGAACAGAGACACGACCGGAAUCCUCCACAGAGAUGGAUAAGACGACUCCCGCACCAUGUCGUGACGAGCACAUCAUUUCCACAAACUCAGCCGACGCACUUCACGACUAGACCACACAGUACUAUGUAGUACCCUCACGACCUUACACAUGUGUUUUACAUUACUUGAACACCCUAGUAUGUUGUUCGCUCGCUAUCCAAGAUAUUAUCUGUCUGUUGAAAGAGAAGCAGUCAAUGCCGACUAAUUGUAGCUCUAGAGCUAGCCCUAUAACUAUUCGGCUCUGUUGUUACUCGCCGAUUCGCUGAGUUCAACCAAACCUGGAGGUGG
Stereum hirsutum FP-91666 SS1 is the source of this 1376-nucleotide messenger RNA. RefSeq lists its product as uncharacterized. The record is from RefSeq and is a predicted model, not a curated record. Lineage: Eukaryota; Fungi; Basidiomycota; Agaricomycetes; Russulales; Stereaceae. The transcript is spliced from 10 exons. The coding region runs from base 62 to 1159 and encodes 365 amino acids.